AUGAAGACAAUUCAGAGCUCCUCACGUGGCCGGGGGGCGGUGCACUCACGUGGUGGUCGUGGAAGAGGCCGAGGCGAUGCGCGCUUCGCCGCUCGCUUCACCGAUCCGCGUUUUCAAGUCUCCCGCCGCGGUGGUAGGGGCGGUAAUAACUACAACAAGUAUAACAAGUACGACAAUCCACGUGAUGCCGCGCUUCGGGAUCCACGAUUCGCCAAACACCUACACAAGAUUGAUGGAGGUUCAGAGGAGUUUGAUGAUGAAGAAGAAGACGAAGACGAGGAAGAUGAUGAUAUCUCUCACAGCGGUAGCAGCAGCGGCAGCCACUCGGAUGAUAAUCAGGAAAUCAUGAACGUAGUUGAUGGAGAAGUGGAGGAUCUGGAAGAGGAGGCGGCGGCUUGGUCUGCCUCUGAUGUGGAGUUUGUUGAACCACGCCGUCGUGUAGCUAUUGUGAACUGUAGCUGGGAUCAUAUACGAGCGGUGGAUCUGUACGCUAUUCUCUUCUAUGCUCUUCCACUGGGAGGACAACUUGUUGAUGUUUCUGUUUACAUGAGUGAUUUUGGUAAACGCAUGCUAGAACACGAACGUGUCCAGGGUCCGGAUCUGUGGGAUAAAAAAGAAAAGGCGGAAGAUGAACGUGAUACUUCAAAGAUCUCUGAAAAAGAAACAGCUGACAAGCCAACCGAUGAGGAUGACCUCCGUCUUCGCAAGAAUAACAAUAACAAUAAAAAUAAAAAUAAUAACAAUGAUGACGAUGAUGAUGAUGAUGAUAAUAAUAAUAAUAAUAAUAAUAAUAAUAACAAUGAUGAUGAUGAUGCUUGGCAAGAUGAUAACAUUGCGAUGUUGGAGGAAGAAGGAGAGGAUGGGGAAUUCUUUUCCCAGGGGAAGUAUCGCAAAUAUGAGCGGGAUCGUAUGAAGUACUAUUACGCUAUCGCCACAUUUGACUCUGCAGAGACAGCCGAAACUGUGUACAAACAGUUGGAUGGUAUGGAUGUGGAGGCAAGUGGUGUGGUGCUUGACCUGCGCUAUGUGGACGAUGAUGAAUCAUUUGAGAAUCCCGUAAGCCGCGCCGAUCGCAUUCCCGCGAACUACAAGCCGCUCGCAGCGUUUAAAGCUGCAGCACUUUCACAAACUCGAUUUCGUAUUUCAUGGGAUCAAGAUGAUGUUUUCCGUCAUCGUUCCAUUCGUGAUAGUUUCACUGGCGAAACCGCAGAUGAUGAUCUCGCGGCGUACAUUGCACCACCAGAUUCAUCCGAUGAGGAUGAGGUCGAUGAUGGUGGCAAGGGUAACAACGCCAAUGAUAAGGAAAAACGCAUUCGGGAGAAAAUGCGAAUUCGCAAAAAGUAUGCUGCAUUGUUAGAGGAAAUUGGUGGUCUCCCACAGGACUAUGAACCCAGUGAUGAAGGGGAGAACAACAACGACAACAAAUUUGGCGAUGAUGAGGAGGAUGAAGACGAAGAUGAUGAUUCCCUCAACCGUUUCAGUGAUGUUGAAAUGGAAAGUGAAGAAGAAGAAGAUGAGGAUGAGGAUCAUCAUAGUGAUGGUGAGGUUAUGGGAGACAUGGAGGCCACCCUUGAUUUGGAUGCAGAGACAAAGGCAGCACGUCUUCAACGUGAAACUCAUAUAAAGCAAAUGAUGAAGUCUAGCGAUCUUGGUACCAAGGCGGAGUUAAAGUACAAACUUCGACGAAAAGAAAUGCGGAAAGCAAAGAAGGAGAUGCUUGAACAGGAACGUGAGGCUGAGGCGGCGCAGUUGCAGGCCGAUCGUGAGAAACGACGACAGGCACUGCGCGAGGCUCUUGGCACGGACGACAUGGGCGCCACGCACGUGAGCGGUAAAGAGAAGCGGAAGUUGCAUGCGAAGGCGGUCAAACAACGCGCGGCGGCGGAGCGGGAGGCGAAGAAAAAAAUGCGGGCGUCGAAUGCACUCGGCGUCACCCGCGAGGUGCGGGAGGCGCGGCAGCAGGAGGCCGCGAAGGCCGCAGCCGACGCCAUUGACCCGCGCUUUCAGAGCAAACUGCUCGCGGACCCACGCUUUCAUCUGGAUGUCGCGCAGAAAGACAAACGGUCAAAGGCGGAACUCGUGGAACUUGCGGCCACCGUCGCCACAGCACGUCAGUCGAAGCGGCAGCAAGAGGGAAAGAAAACAAACACCGACGACGCAAUGGAAUAUUUCCUCAACAGACCAGGAAAGAAGGCAAAGAAGGAGAAUCAAUAA
Molecule: messenger RNA, 2214 nt
Organism: Trypanosoma theileri
Lineage: Eukaryota; Euglenozoa; Kinetoplastea; Trypanosomatida; Trypanosomatidae
Exons: 1
Coding region: 1-2214 (737 amino acids)
Biological process (GO): rRNA processing
Molecular function (GO): RNA binding
Source: RefSeq, a predicted model, not a curated record